UGUGUAGUGUACUAAGCCAGAUUCAAAUGUCAUUAAUAGCGCAACACGUAUCUAUUUAGGGUUCAGGUUUGUCCGUCCUGGGCACAACUUGACAUAUAUAUGUGGGGAAGAUUUUGCCCAGGACUGAGGUCAGUAAUCCCAGUUAUGUUUUGUUUCAUAUUUACAGACGUAUAUCGCAGGAAUGGCGUUCAUGUGUACAGUUCUUUAGAAGUGAACAAGAUUAACACGGGUCAUCUGUGUGGUGCGGCCACGAUAAAUAGCCCGGAUGUAACACGUAUUACCUGUGACAUCACGGCUCAGUACAUCACACUGUACCAGAGGACUAACAACGACGACUUAGAUACAAAAUAUGACGUUGGCACGGGAAUGGAUUUUUGUGAAGUGGAAGUAUUCAUUUGUGACGCUGGUACGUUUGGAGAUAACUGCACCGAAUUUUGUCACUGCCAAGGUCAACCGUGUGACUAUGUAACUGGAGAGUGCGUGGGUGUAUGCAAACAAAACUGGACUGGGAAGCAGUGUAACGUGUGUGAUGCUGACCACUAUGGUUUACUGUGCAAUGCUAGCUGCUUCAAUAGACACUGUAAUCCAUCUAACGGAACAUCUAAGUGUGACAAUAUCACUGGACAGUGUGAUAAUGGAUGUGGACCAGGCUGGAUUGGACUAGAUUGUACACAGAAGUGUCCAAAUGGUAGAUAUGGUAAAGAUUGUAAAGAAUCCUGCAGAAACAGACAUUGUCUUGGAAACUCGCCAUGUGAUCACGUGAAAGGGAAGUGUGCCAGUGGCUGUGAUCGGGGAUAUGAACUACCUGACUGCACUACAAACUGCAUUGGCACCUAUGGCUUCAACUGUAAUAUGGCUUGUCACUCACGGAGCUGUUUCAACGCGUCCUCGGGAUGUGGCCAAUUUUAUGGAAACUGCACAGGAAAAUGCUUGGAUGGUUUUGAGUUACCCGACUGUGCAACUGCAUUUGUUGAUGAGCCAUCCGUGUAUGCAUGGAUUCAGGAUUCUUCUGGGUACUGCACAGUGAUAAUGGCCAGUGAAAUAGUGUUUGAGCAUGUCACCUUGGGAGUCUCCUGA
Molecule: messenger RNA, 1077 nt
Organism: Gigantopelta aegis
Lineage: Eukaryota; Metazoa; Mollusca; Gastropoda; Neomphalida; Peltospiridae
Product: multiple epidermal growth factor-like domains protein 10
Exons: 6
Coding region: 100-1077 (325 amino acids)
Molecular function (GO): scavenger receptor activity
Source: RefSeq, a predicted model, not a curated record